This is a messenger RNA of Aureobasidium pullulans EXF-150, 1285 nucleotides long. RefSeq lists its product as uncharacterized. The record is from RefSeq and is a predicted model, not a curated record. NCBI's taxonomy places the organism in Eukaryota, Fungi, Ascomycota, Dothideomycetes, Dothideales, Saccotheciaceae. The coding region runs from base 253 to 816 and encodes 187 amino acids. The transcript has 2 exons.
GGGGAGCACUGGUCAUAUACUGUAAUAUCAACCCUGUACAGAGCAUCUGCGGGCGGAUGGUUUGGAAUCUUUCUGUAGAACACUCAGAAAAAGCAAGCAAUGUCGUCAUGACUUUUUUUGGACACCUUGAUGUCACCAAGCUUUGCUGAAGCUUCACCUGUAAACAACCAGAGCUUCCCUUGUCAACCCAAAUCUUUCACCGCCAGUAACCACUCUUUCGAAUCAAUUGGACAAGAUAUUCGAGUCACAAACAUGUCAGCACAAGGCGCAUUCCACCGCCUCCUGAGCUUCUUCGCCCACCGCUCCCCCCACCCAAACACAUCGACAAUAACCUUCAUGGACUCCCUCCGCGGCGACCUCUCCAUCGGUCUAAACUUCCCCGUCGCCGUCUUCCUAGCCACAAUCCGCCAUCUCGUCUUCCGCAACACUGGCUUCUGGUCCCUGACCAUCUACGUCCCUACCGUCCGCACGUCACGGAAAUUACUCGGUGGACCAUCCGCUUGUAGAGCCUUGGAUGAAAGUAAGAGAUAUGGAUGUGCGGAAUUGAUAUCGUUGGCGAAAAGAGAAGGCAUAGUGGCACAACUCGACGCCGUAGGAUUGUGGAUGCUCGCUGCCGAAAAAGACGGAAAAGUCAAAGGUGAAGAGGUGAGGUUGUUUCAAAAAGGUGAGAUUAUGGAGAGGAUUGCCGAGAGGAGGAGGGGUAUGGAUAAUGUGUUGCCCUUUUGGAGGGGUGGGCCUUUGAUUGCUUCUGCUCAUUCGUGGGCUGUGAAGAAGGCUUUUGGUGUGGAGGUUUAUGAUGGGCAUAAGAGAGCUUGAAAUUCUUGAGAUUUCUUUCUCUGGCACUUGCAAGGAUACAGACCUAAGAAUACACAUAACGGUUAGAGAAAAAGAUAUUUGUCAAGCUAAAGUGGGCGUCUCAAGAUGCAAGGCAUACCCGUGGAUCUGGAACACCCAUCAAGCAUCAGCACGCUUUAAAAAUACGAUGCUACGGAUCAAUCAAGUUGCGAAGACCUUUUGAAGCAGCCGGAAACAUGGCUUAUCUGGUCGAUUGCAAGAAGACGAGAGAGACUGGACUAAAACGUUGCACCGGAUCUUUCUCUAUCUGUCCAGCAAGGCAGUUAUGAAUUCGGUCAUCGCUCAUGUACCUAUCGGCGUCGUCUACGAUAGCAAAAAGGCACAACGCACGAUACUUCUCUAAAGAAACAAACGAUACGCCCGACACGAAAUCCAUAAUAGAACUUCUUAGUUGAAAGGUGCUAUCACCCUUAUGAACAAAUGCAAGGUU